GUAACAUUAUUUUAGUCAAGAUGGCAGCGACAUCAGCCUUCCCACUGCUUAUGCGGAUCGUUUCGGCCUCUGUUGCUGCUUCUGCUAAAGCAGCCAAGGUUGUUCGCAGUGUGAUGAAGAAAGGGGACUUGGGCAUUGUGGAAAAGGGUAAGAAUGACUUACAGACAGAAGCGGACCGUGCAGCACAGAGAUGCAUCAUGGCGUCUCUCCAGAAGCAUUUCCCUAAAGUCGUCAUUAUUGGGGGAGGAGGUAUGCAACUUGAUCCUAACGAGAAGGUUGACCAGGAUAUAGAAUCCCUAAAGCUUGAUGAUGUGUCCCUUCAAAGGGUCUGCCCAGAAAACCUCACAGAUGUCAGGGAUGAAGAUGUGGUUAUAUGGGUGGAUCCAUUAGAUGGAACAGCUGAAUAUACACAAGGUUUGCUGGAUCAUGUGACUGUGUUGAUUGGGAUAGCUGUCAAGGGGAAGGCUCAAGCUGGGGUUAUUUGUCAGCCAUACUACAACUAUCAACUGAACAUAGAAGAGAAACUAGGCAGAGUCAUCUGGGGAGUCAUUGGGCUAGGAGCAUUUGGCUUUGAAAGAAACAACCCCCCUGAAGGGAAGAAUAUUAUCACAACAACCAGGUCACAUUCUAAUCCCAUCGUGACUGAAGCUGUGGAAGCAUGUCAACCCACAGAAGUGUUGCGGGUGGGAGGAGCAGGACAUAAGGUUCUCUUGCUAAUUGAGGGCAAAGCUAAUGCCUAUGUGUUUGCCAGUCCUGGCUGUAAGAAGUGGGAUACAUGUGCACCUGAGGCUGUGCUUCACGCCAUUGGUGGGACUUUGACUGACAUGCACGGCAACCAAAUAAUGUACCACAAAGGCGUGGAGAAACGUAACCUAGGCGGCGUGUUAGCCACACCUCCUCCAGCCUCAUCACACCAAUGGUAUGCCCAAAGGAUACCUCAACGUGUCAAGGACGCACUACCGCUGAAUAAAUAGCUAGGAAAUAGUCAGCUGUAGGUUGUCAGUAUUGUCUGAUGUAAUUCGGUCAUUUCCAUGGAUAGAAAGUGCAUAACACAAAACAAGUACUGUACAUGGAAUUGUUGGACUCAAGGGAGAUAAUCCAGGGGCAUUUAGAUGUAAUGGGUGGGCUAGAAAAAUGAUAGGCUUGCCUCAUAUGCAAUUACUCCAAAUGGUUUAAACAUAAGACUUGGAUAUUUCUCAACAUUACUUAAUGGAUAUUGGACAUGUUUUAUAGAAGUUCACACUUGCAGAUGGCCACAAAUUUAAAAGAGUACUACAUCACAGACACAGUCUCAGUCUGACAUUAGACAUUUUAAAUAUACUUUUAAAUAUGUUGCUGUUUUAUUACUAUCUCGCCAAUUACUCCGAAAAAUUUUCAUGAAAUAUCAAAUAUAUAUUCUUAAUGAUGUGUGAAAUAUCAAGGUCUUAUAUUUUAGCAUUUUGAAAAUUUAUGAGUAUGAGAGGUUAUUGUUUUUCUGGACCACUCAAUAAAUAAAGUUGGCAUUAGGAUGUAAAAUGUAUUAAUCAGAUGAAAGGUGAUCCUCGUCAAUUCAUUUUAUUGUUGUGUUUAUC
Molecule: messenger RNA, 1571 nt
Organism: Liolophura sinensis
Lineage: Eukaryota; Metazoa; Mollusca; Polyplacophora; Chitonida; Chitonidae
Product: 3'(2'),5'-bisphosphate nucleotidase 1-like
Biological process (GO): phosphatidylinositol phosphate biosynthetic process
Molecular function (GO): 3'(2'),5'-bisphosphate nucleotidase activity
Source: RefSeq, a predicted model, not a curated record